GUAUUUUCUUUGGUGUUAAUCUGUCACUCGGGUCUGACGUUCUGCGAUCCAACAAACACCGAUGUCUCGCAUAUUCUUGCUGAUAUAUGCAGCUGCCGCUGCUCUCUUCACGAGCAAUUUUGGCGCGCUUGCCCAGCUGGGGCUUCAGAAUGCCCUGCUUUCCUCGCUAGAUCGAGAUGUGACUCCCCCACCGUUCCCAACUGUAAAUGUACAAUUGGACGAGGCGCCGCCUUCGGACGAGAAGGAAACAGAUCUAGCAAGAGUUAUUCGAGACGAUAAUGCUGCACAGAGAAGAAUGAGGGACGCCUUUGUUGCAAGGAGACGGGCAUUCCAGGCGCUGAUGAGCGACCAGCAGGAAUCAGUCCAGUUUUUGCGAGACCUAGGAGAGGCAUCGAAGAAUUUGGUCUGAAGCAUCUGCUCUUUGCAAAUAUCGGCCUCCCUGUGGUUACACCACCUCCGCACCUCCGCAGGAGAUAAUAUCUGGCAUUGGUGGCACAGGACAACGUUUCGCGGAUUCUCGGCAAAC
Toxoplasma gondii ME49 is the source of this 526-nucleotide messenger RNA. RefSeq lists its product as hypothetical. The record is from RefSeq and is a predicted model, not a curated record. The transcript has 5 exons. NCBI's taxonomy places the organism in Eukaryota, Apicomplexa, Conoidasida, Eucoccidiorida, Sarcocystidae. The coding region runs from base 62 to 409 and encodes 115 amino acids.